UGUUCCCUGUAUCGGCGGGCAGAUCUUAACCGCUGGAUGCCCAGGGAAGUCCUCAAAGGAGAAUCGUGUACAGCAAGUGAGAGCCACCAUCUGUCAUCACUCACGUGGCCAAAUACCUUCAGGUCCCUUUCAUUUAUUAUUUCGUUCUUAGUGUCCUCAAAAUGGAGGCCCUCAUAUCCCAUUUGGCAAUUAAAAAAAGAAAGGUUCAGAGAAGUUAAGUCACAUAGGAGUCAGAGCAGCUGCGUCCCUGGCUCCAAAAUUGAUGCUCAUAAUCACUAUACAUGUCACAUUGCUUCCCACUGUACAUCAAAGCACAGAGGCUUUAUUUGUCUUUCUUAUCAAGCACUCUUCAGACGCAGGAGAUUACUUAUUAUCUCUCGUAACCAGGACUGUUCCACGUUAGUCCCUUAGGACAGUUAAAUUCUCUUGCUGCUUUAUCUUAUCUCAUAGUUUAUGCUGCCUCUUUCCGUGUCCCCCAGGACUUGUUCAGUGAAUUCUUGGGGGUUUUCUCCCAGAGAAACUGUUCAGCUCCACCAGAAAGGGGGUUGAAGGAGCCUGAGCUGAACCAGGCAUCUUGAGCAGUAGCCUCUGACCCCUCCAGAGUUCCUCCCUCCCUCAAGCCUGUGGUCAGCCUCUUUGUAGUAAAGUUCCUUAUGGUGAAUUUGUUGAUUAAGCUCAUCCGUUACUGAAUUCUAGAAGUGGAAGAUACCAAAACUCUCAUUUUAUUGAUGAGAAAACUGAGAUCCAGAGAGAGAGGUGACGUGUGUGGGGUCAUUUGUUCAGUUAGGAGCGUGUUGGGGACCAGAGCCCAGUUCCCAGGCAACAGCCCGGUGCCUGUUCUAAGCCUCCGGUGCGGACACGUUCCAUCUGUCGAAGAAAAGGACAGACUCAAGCCUUCUGUCCAGCACGCACCUAGGAGACUUUCUGGAGAAAUUCCACAGCUUGGAAAAUGGAGCAGGAAGAAAAAAGAUGGGGACGGUGGGGGUGGGGGUGUGCGGCUCCCCACCCUAACUAGCGUUAUCAUACACCCAAGAAGUGAACUGGACCACGGCACAGCACCCUAGAUCAGCCCAGGGUCAGCAGUGUCUAAGGGGCAAAGGGAUUCACGCCGGGAGCCGUGGCCCAGGGAGCGAAUAGGAAGCCUUUUGUCACUGAGGCCGAAAAUGGAAGGAAGGAUGUUAGGCAAACGUGCCAGCCCGGGAUGCAGUUACAGCCCCCGCGGCUCAUUGUCCGGAGGAAACGGAUCUCUCCUGUGGACAGAGAGGUGGAAACUGAACCAGGGAGCUGAGUGGUUGACAUCAUCAGGCUGAGCAUUGGGUUACAACAAAUGGGGACUUACUUGGCCCGGGACGUGGGAAACACCCACUAAAACCUCGAAGUGCAUUUCAUUUAGGAGAGAGCCCGCCUGCCCCCGCAGGCCUGCUGUGCUAGUCUUGCUUACCCUCCGAAGGGAGGCAUCCUGAAUGCUGGCUCCUUAAAUUCGACCUUCCCUUCUGACCGAGGACUGCUGGACUUGGAAGGAACUCUCUGCUCUGAAUUUCCACAUUGAUUCGUCAACAGUGGAAAAUCUGAAGAGAUGCGAGCAGGAAAAAGAAACUAAACCAGCUUCUAGCAACCAAGCUUUUCAAAGAUUCUUAAAGUUUUAAGAGAUUCCUGUACAGAAUCAGUCCCUAAAGUCUCUCCUCUCUCAUCAUUUGUGUGGGCCAUGACACCUUCCAUCAGGAACAGAGGCUGAUAUGGGCAGUGGUCAUCAGCGACAACACGCACACCGCAUCCGCCUCUGGAUCAUUGUCAGAUUCCCCAGGGGAGGCAGAAGGGAUAGUUUGAAGCUGUGGUUCACCAGUGAUUUUGGAAUUCUGGCCUGAAGAGCGAUGCGACAGGCAUGAUGGAGGUCGAGUCCUCCUACUCGGACUUCAUCUCCUGUGACCGGACGGGCCGCCGGAAUGCGGUCCCUGACAUCCAGGGAGACUCCGAGGCCGUGAGCGUGCGGAAGCUGGCUGGCGACAUGGGCGAGCUGGCCCUCGAGGGCGCAGAAGGACAGGCAGAGGUGGGCACCUCAGACAAGGAAGCCAGCAGCCAGCCCAAGAGCAGCGAUGGCACCACCUCAUCUUGAACGUGACCUUGCCCGAGGAGGCUGGACGGGAGCUGCGCCGUGAACCCAGAUCCCUGGCAUUGCUUUGAGCAGUGUGUUCCAGGCAAGCAGGGCCAGACUGAAAGGCGGGCCCAGGGGCUCCCGUGGCCCCCUCCCUGGAAGGCCCUCUGCCCGCACCCCCAGGCUCCAUGCCCCCACCACCUCCCCCCGCGCCCGGGUACAUUUCAAGACACUGUAACCGCAAGGAUGUAAUUUAUUCAGUAGGUGCCGGGACUCAGGGGCUGGGUCCUGGCCCCAGGGGUGAGCAGCCCGGGCGGGAUCACGUCCCAGCUCAGCCCCCUUGUCUCCAGCCUUUCCAGCCUUCUGAGUCAGGACACCUUCUUACCCCGUUUUUUAAAAAGCACUUUUAAACUUUUUAGAAACUUUCAACCUUUUCUCAGCAGAGAAGGGAGGGAGCUGACAAUCUACUUUUUUUUUUUUUGGAAGCCAUUGUGAGCUAAACUCUUGGACCAUCUAUGCAGCUCUGAGGUUCCCUCCUGGAGCUUCACAGAUCCAUUUUUAGGGAAGGGAUUUUUGUGCUCAAAACCAUCUUGAUUAACUCUCUGCCCUUUCUACCAAGAUAAGUGACACCUAGAACCCAGGAAAUAAAUGCUGACGAUUUGUGUGACUGGUU
Molecule: messenger RNA, 2765 nt
Organism: Odocoileus virginianus texanus
Lineage: Eukaryota; Metazoa; Chordata; Mammalia; Artiodactyla; Cervidae
Gene: PKIG
Product: cAMP-dependent protein kinase inhibitor gamma
Biological process (GO): negative regulation of cAMP-dependent protein kinase activity
Cellular component (GO): cytoplasm; nucleus
Molecular function (GO): cAMP-dependent protein kinase inhibitor activity
Source: RefSeq, a predicted model, not a curated record